This is a messenger RNA of Vanderwaltozyma polyspora DSM 70294, 1209 nucleotides long. RefSeq names its product Ska1p (gene SKA1). The coding region runs from base 1 to 1209 and encodes 402 amino acids. The transcript has a single exon. Lineage: Eukaryota; Fungi; Ascomycota; Saccharomycetes; Saccharomycetales; Saccharomycetaceae. The record is from RefSeq and is a predicted model, not a curated record.
AUGGAUGAAGUUGAGCUGAUCGAUUUCCUGCUGGAUAGGGAAAACCAUGAGGCUGAGAAGGAUUUAUUCAGUUGGACAAGUAAAGAAGCUGAAAUAUUGCAGACCACUGAAGUUUUGAUUCGUGGAAAAGGGGAUAAAGCACCUAAGGUUGUUAAUAUUGGUGCCAGUUCUGAUUUCGAUGAUCUGUUUGACGAUUUGGACGAAUUAAUUUUGGAUGUGAAGAAGGAAGAUACUAGCAGUGGGAAGAAAAAGAGCAACAAGAAGAAGAAGAUGAAAGAGAAGGUAAAGAAUGAUAAAGAUGAGAAUGAGGAUGAUCUUGUAUCGAAACAUGAUCAUGAGGAAGAGGUUACAGUUCCUGUGGCUAAAAUAGAGAAGAAGAAGAAGAAGAAAAACAUGAAGAACAAUUCAAAGGGAUCCGAUUUGAGCAAUGACCAAGAGACUAUGGAAGUGAUCGAUGUUAGUGAAAAGACCUUAUCUGAGAGCUUAUCAACUUAUAUACUGGAAGAUGAUGCUGACACUACAGUUUCCACUUCCAAAGAAAUAGAAGAGGAAAAGGGAAAGAAGAAGAAGAAGAAGAAAAAUAAGAAGGAAAAGAACGUCACUCAAACUGAUGAUUCCAUAAACAACAUUGACUCAAAGAAAAAAAGAUCCGAAGAGCCAUCUGUUGUGGAAGAUGAACGAAUUAUAAAGAGUAGCAAGCAAACAAGUAAAAAGAUAGCCGAGGCUAAGAAGUCUCCCCCACCUAAAGAGACUGAUCAAACAGCGGAUGCAAAGAAAUCAAAAUUAUCUAGAAGGAAAAAUAAGGCACCUAAGGACAUUGAGAAUGUAACCUCUCAAGAUGCGAUUUCAGAACCAAAAUCUUCUGAUACAACUGUUGAAAAUGAACCUAAGAAGUCUAAGGGACAAAGACGUAAAAAAAAGAUAACCCAAGAAACUACUUCAUCUGACAAACAAAAAGAAAAUGUAAGUCCAAUUUCAGAGAGGGAAGAUAAGCUUUCGAAAUCAAAUGAGAAAGGUGAAUUUAAAUUCAUGUUUAAAGUUGGUGAUGAAUUAGAUGGAUCAGAAGACGAGAAAAGGGUUAAGAGGAAACCUAAAUCUAAACAAUUAAAUGAAAAUACUAAUACAAAGAAAAAUGACAAGAAGAAAAGGACACGAAAAGUUAAUACAAAGGAUAUGAAUAAAAAAGGAAGUAGAGAUUUAGAUUCCUAA